Chenopodium quinoa (quinoa) is the source of this 1974-nucleotide messenger RNA. Its product is annotated as O-acyltransferase WSD1-like. Gene Ontology annotation, molecular function: diacylglycerol O-acyltransferase activity; long-chain-alcohol O-fatty-acyltransferase activity. Lineage: Eukaryota; Viridiplantae; Streptophyta; Magnoliopsida; Caryophyllales; Amaranthaceae. Gene Ontology annotation, biological process: triglyceride biosynthetic process. The transcript is spliced from 5 exons. The record is from RefSeq and is a predicted model, not a curated record. Gene Ontology annotation, cellular component: plasma membrane. Bases 162 to 1637 code for a protein of 491 amino acids.
CAAAAAUAAAAUCAUGUGCACUAGAAUGAUUUACGUCUAACAGUUUUUUGGCGUGAUAGCGAGGGCAUGGUAUUUGUGAUUCUAAUAACGCAUGACACGCAUAUAAAUAUGUGCAUUGUUAGUUAAUAUCUAUAAUCAUAAAUCACAAAGAAUUUCUAAGUAUGGAAAAGAAUUUGAAAGUAAAGACCAAAGCCAACUUAGAGAAAACAAACUCUAAGCUAGAUGAGUUAGAGCCUGUGAGUCCAGCAUCAGAAUACUUACUAAGUGAGGUUGCGACACUCUAUAUUCUUUCCAUUUUUGAAUUGGAGAUCCCUAUUGAUACUUCAUGCGUCUAUGCUUUCUUCAAUAGCGUUUUUCUCAAUAGUCAUCCCCGUUUUUCCUGUAUUCCGAUUAAAGGUAAAAAGGGAAGAAAUAUGUGGAAGAAAGUGGAAGUAAAUGUUGAAGAUCAUAUUAUAAAAGGCCCAAUUUUGCCCGAAGGUCUAUCAACAGAAAGUUAUAGUAAGCAUUUAGAUGAUUACAUGUCCAAAAUAGCUACAACACCAUUUCAACUAAACAAACCUUUGUGGGAAGUUCACACAUUCAACUACCCUACAAAAAAUGCAACUUCAACUUUGUUUGUUAAGUUUCACCAUGCUGUUGGUGAUGGCACCUCUCUUAUGGGAGUUGUCUUUACCUGCCUUCGAAGAGUCGAUGAUCCUAAGCUUCCUCUAACUUUCCCUUCCAAAACUAGGAAAAACAGUUCAAGAGAAAAACAAGGGGCUAUUCACAAUGUGAUGAAAACAUUAAGUGAAGUGCCUAGGUUUCUAUCCUCUAUUUUUACUUCGUUGUAUGAUUAUGGACAAACUCUUAAGGUGGUGUCAUUUGAAGAUGAUUGUAGUCCGGUUAGGUCCGGAAAUACCAACAUGCUUCUUCCAAGCUCGGCUAGAGUUUGUUCAGUCACUCUACCUCUCAGUGAUGUCAAGAGAAUCAAAUCACUUCUUAGAGUGACUGUCAACGAUGUUAUUCUUGGUAUAAUCUCUUUCGCUACUCGAUUAUAUAUCCAAGAAAUAGACCAACGACAAUCAAACAACAGCCGCAUGACGGCAUCAAUAGCCCUCAAUACAAGGAGUAUCAAGGGAUAUGCAAAUCCGGAAGAGAUGCGCAAGGGAAAAACAUGGGGGAAUAAAAUUUCAGUGAUUGAAUUAUCACUACCAAAAUAUAAAGAGGAAGAUCUUAGAAAUCCACUCAAUAUUAUCAUGAAAGUCCAUAAACUUAUGAUGAGAAAAAGGAAAAGUGUUGGCGCCAUCUAUCUCACUGCUUGGACCCUUGAUGCUAUAAAGCUUAUCGGAGGCCUUAAGGCAGCAGCUCGGGCCUUUGAAAAAAGCUGGAAAAAUUCAACCUUUGCAAUCACGAAUUUGGUUGGUCCAACUCAGCAUGCCAGUAUUGCUGAUCAUCCCAUCAAAGGCUUUUACUUCGUACCAACUAGAUUGAACUUGAGUUUAACAGUUUCCGUGAUGAGUUACAUGGAUAAUCUAAGAAUUGGUUUAGUAGUUGAGAACGGCUUCAUCGAUCACCAAAGAUUAAUCAAUUGCAUGGAAAAUGCCUAUCAAUUAUUUCUCCAAGCUGCCACUUCUUCUACAAAAUCUACUGCACAGUAAAAUAAGAAGACUGCAGUAGAUUUGGUGUACGGACAGGCCACAUGAUUAUUGGAUCGAGGCUCAAGCUCUACCAACAUGGGUGCACCGGUAUCCGCCAAAGUGUACAAACAAGCCCGUCUAGCUCAGUUGGUAGAGCGCAAGGCUCUUAACCUUGUGGUCGUGGGUUCGAGCCCCACGGUGGGCGUUAAUUAAUUGCUGUACAUUUUUUUCUUCUUGUGGUAUGUAAAUAACAAGUACUCCGUACUAUUGUUGCCAGUUGUUUACCUUUACUAUAUUACGGACUAUCUUUUCACCAAAAAAAAUAAAAUAAUAUUACAGAGUAUCAAGUUUCCAAUAA